GAAAUAAUACUCCUUGGAUUUGAAAACCUGCAAGAUUUCAAGUAUUUAGUUUUCUUUUUGUUCCUCGUCAUCUACCUAGUGACUGUUACUGGAAAUGUUGUCAUUAUUCUAUUGGUAUUGAACAGUCAUCGUCUUCGAUCGCCCAUGUUCUUCUUUCUUGGUCACCUCUCAUUUUCGGAUGUGUUACUGACUUCAAAUAUUGUUCCAAGCAUGCUCCACAUAAUAUUAUCCGGAGGUGGCAUUGUGCUGCUUGGAGGUUGUAUGACUCAGUUCUUCUUGUAUGGUUCUUCAGCAACCACAGAAUGUCUUCUCCUCUCGGCCAUGUCCUACGACCGAUACCUUGCCAUAUGUAAGCCACUGCAUUACACAACAAUUAUGGACCUUAAACUCUGCUUCUAUCUGGUUCUCAUUUGUUGGUCUUUAGGAUUUGCCAUAACCCUCAUUCCAGUUUUCUUAAUGCAGACUUUGUGGUUCUGUGGCCCGAAUGUGAUUGACCACUUCUUCUGUGAUCUUGGCCCACUGCUUGAAUUGUCCUGUUCAGAAGUUUCCAUAGUGAAAUAUGAAGUGUUCGUAUUUUCUAGUCUCCUGACAAUUGUUCCAUUUGUGUUCAUCACCGUGACGUAUGUGUACAUUUUUCUGACCAUCCUGAAGAUAACUUCAGCCACCGGGAGACAGAAGACCUUCUCCACCUGUAGCUCCCAUCUGGCCGUUGUAUGUACCUAUUAUGGGGCACUGUUUGUCAUGUAUGUGGUUCCUUCAAGAGGACAGUCGUUGAACAUGAACAAGGUGGUAUCUCUGAUGUACACUGUGGUCACCCCAUUGUUUAACCCUAUAAUAUACAGUCUGAGGAACCAAGAAAUAAAAUCAGUCAUACAGAAAUACAUAUUUCUCACAGCCACCGUGAAAAUAUCUAGUGUCAGCUGGUGUAUGUGCAUAGACGGAGUGGUGACCUCACCUUUCCAUCAUGAGACAGUGCUUGGGCCUAGUGACUAG
Messenger RNA from Nanorana parkeri, 993 nucleotides. Its product is annotated as olfactory receptor 154-like. Gene Ontology annotation, biological process: G protein-coupled receptor signaling pathway. Gene Ontology annotation, cellular component: membrane. The record is from RefSeq and is a predicted model, not a curated record. NCBI's taxonomy places the organism in Eukaryota, Metazoa, Chordata, Amphibia, Anura, Dicroglossidae. The coding region runs from base 145 to 993 and encodes 282 amino acids. The transcript has 2 exons. Gene Ontology annotation, molecular function: olfactory receptor activity; G protein-coupled receptor activity.